This is a messenger RNA of Ipomoea triloba (trilobed morning glory), 1142 nucleotides long. RefSeq lists its product as uncharacterized. Gene Ontology annotation, biological process: positive regulation of stomatal complex development. Lineage: Eukaryota; Viridiplantae; Streptophyta; Magnoliopsida; Solanales; Convolvulaceae. Bases 112 to 684 code for a protein of 190 amino acids. The record is from RefSeq and is a predicted model, not a curated record. The transcript has 3 exons.
CUUAUAAUAUUAGGGUUACCGAGAGCCAACAACCUGGAUGGGUUGGCCUACCAAAACCACCUUUUAUCUCGAAAGACAGCAGUGUAGUGUAGAGUAGUGUUAAGUUCAUCAAUGGCCAACAACGUUAGCCGCCUCCACUCCUCUCUCCUGCUCGUCUUCUUCCUCCUCCUCAUUCUUGCUUCUCAUCAUCUCAUUCAAGGCACCGCUGAGAGCUCAAGAACUCCAUUAAUUGUUCCAUCCACAAGAGAAUCCCACUCACAGGGUGGUGAAAGGAGAUGGGUGGACAAAAACCCAAGAAAAAUAGUACCCAAUCCCGAGAGUCUCGACCUGUCCCAACCCAGAAAUGUUGGGGUAAGAGAUAAAUUGUUGGACGUGUUUCAAAGGUCUAUAAGUUUUUCCAAGAACGACCCAAGAAGAAUAGUACUGAAUUCCCAGAAUCCAAAGAGUCGGGACUUAUCCCAACCCAAAAAUCUGGGUGGAGGAGGUAAAUUGCUGAAUGUGUUUCAAUGGUCUACGGACUUUCCCAAGACCCCGAGACGGUUGAUGAUAGGGUCAGUGGCACCAACUUGCACUUACAACGAAUGCAAAGGAUGCAAAUACAAGUGCAGAGCUGAGCAAGUUCCAGUAGAAGGGAAUGACCCUAUAAACAGCCCAUAUCACUACAAAUGUGUCUGUCACCGGUAAACUCAAAAUCUCAUCCCAGGCCACUACAAAUUCUUUAAAGUUUUGCUCAGAUCAGAAGUUCAUCAGUUCUGGGGCUGCAUUAUACUGUCAAUCAGCUCAACCUGCAAAUUUGGGGUUUAGAAUGAAGAAUUGAAGAAGAAGAAAGAGUUGGCAGUGUGUUCAUAGAUUUAAUUAGUUUAUGAGUUGAGUUGGGGCAAGUUGGAUUCAGGUUGCUCGAUAUGGAUUCUGUGAAAUUUCUUUUUUUUUUUUUUUUUUUUUUUUUUUUUUUUGCUCUUUUUCUACGUUGGGAAGAGGUUUGUGAUGUCCUGUUUGUUUAUCAUUUUUUGUUUGCAUGUACUAAAGUGAGCUGCAGCGAUAGAUUUGGGUCAGAAGAUAGAAUUUACAUUACAUAGAAACAAGUGGAUGUGAGUUACUUAUUGCAGUAAACUUGCCAUUUAAAUACAUACUUUUGAAUUGAA